GAGCAUAAAUCUGCGCUUGACGUAACCACUGCGUAGCCUACAGCGUCACAGACGGUAGUAGCCUACGUCCUCCUUGAACUACAAAACAAUCAUUGCGCUGCAAAGUCCAACAGCCUGCCUCCUCUCUCGUCCCAACUCAAACAUGGACUUCGAAAAGCUUUCGAUUGCCGCAAUUAUGCAGAAUAAAAAGCUGUAUCUUGUGAUCGGAGGAGCGGGUGCUGCGGUGGUCUGCUUGGGUCUGGCGUGGAGAAGUUUAAGGAGUAGAGAAAAGGUCCGAGUUGGAGUUGUAUCGCAACUUUUAGUUCACCCUCUGAAGUCCGGGAAAGGCAUCUCAGUGGCUUUGGCAGAAUGCCACCACAUCGGAUUAAAACAUGGAGAACUUCGGGAUCGGCACUGGCUGGUGGUCAAGGAGGACGGUCACAUGGUGACCGGGAGGCAGCAGCCGCGGCUGGUGCUGGUGGCCCUGACCAGCGACGGCGGGAGGCUAUGUCUGAACGGUCCUGGCAUGGAAGAGCUUCAGAUGCCCCUUCAGCAGCCCCACAACCCCAUCAUGGACUGCAGGGUGUUCGGUACGGACAUCCAGGGGAGGGACUGUGGCGACGAGGCAGCCCGCUGGCUCACCCGCUUUCUGGAGGGGGAGAUAGGCUACCGUCUGGUGCACUUUGAACCCCACAUGGAGCCCCGCAAGUCUGCCGACCAGGAGAAGCUGUUCUCCCAGGACGAGAAGGUGGCAUAUCCAGACGUUGGGCCUGUGAUGCUGCUGUCGGAGGCGUCAGUUGGAGACCUCAACGGCAAACUGCAGAAGGACGUUACGGUGGAGAGAUUCCGUCCUAACAUCGUCGUCAGUGACUGCAAUGCCUUUGAGGAGGAUUCUUGGACGGAGCUGCUGAUUGGCGAUGUCAGACUCCAUCGUGUAAUGUCAUGUGGAAGGUGCAUUUUCACCACCGUUGACCCAGAAACUGGUAUUAUAAGCAGGAAAGAGCCCCUGGACACACUAAAGGGAUAUCGACAGUGCCAACCGUCUGAGGCAGAAAUCUACAAAAAAUCACCGUUGUUUGGACAGUUUUUCACUGUCAAAAAGACGGGAAUCAUACAGGUUGGGGAUGUAGUAUAUCGGAUUGGUCGCUAGGAAGUGGAAAAAUGGUUGUUUGCUGUUGGCGAUCACUGUAAUUUAGAACUCUUUAGCAGCAUAACAAAAGCCAGUUCCUUGAUGUACAUUUCCAAUUAUGAAACAAUGAUGGCAAAAAGUGAGAUUAGAUCUCUGGGCAAAUUUUGCAGUCCUCACAAUAAUAUAUAAUUAAAUAAUUCCACUCCUCCGCCCACACAUGUUCUUCAUAAUCAAUGUGUGUGUGAAGUACAUGUAAAACACUACAGAGGACUACGGGGCUACAAUAUUUGCUGUAUUGUACUGUUAUUCAUAAACUAAUUGGGAUUUUUUUAUAAAUUACGAUUAUUAGGCAGUUUUACAUCUAUGUGUAUACUAGUGUGUAUAGUACAAGCAUGCAUUUUUGCAAGAAUCCAAUAGCCCACAAUUCAUUUUUGAUGUAAAUAAAGUUGACAUUAAUAAAUUACAAAUAAAUGAACUUAAUUUUCAUUUAUUUAUUCAUAAAUCCAAGUCAAAGCCAUAAAUCCAAUUCACUCAUUGAUAUGGGGAAAACAUACCUUUUUAAAUCUCCAAUAUAUAUUUCCAACAAAAGAAAUAUUUAUUUUGAAAACAAUUCAAGACAAAAGUAUGGAGAAACUGACGCUGAAACAACAAUGUGUUAAAUAUCAGAUAUACCACACAACAUUGCAACAAUGUAGCCUACUUUUAGAUCUUUGCCUAUGUAUCUAUUAGAUGAUCAGGUAUACAAACAGGUAUACAGAAUAUUGAAUUAAUUUGAUGUUGCGGAAUUAUGGUUAUUAAUAUGGACUAAUUUCCACCUAGACAUUUCAGUUAUGACUCUCAAAGACCUAAUUAUUAGUACAUUUUCAUGAUGGAAAACUUGUAAAUUGACAAUACAGCAUGUAACCGAGAAGAGCGCAAUAGGCCUAAUUCACAAAGCGGCAAUUUUGUUUCUAAAGGCUUUCUGGGUGGGCGAACUGAAUGUGGAAUUCUGCAUGCAGUUUCCCCAACCCAACUAGCAUUUAGAACCAAGAUAGCCAAUAGCUAGGUGCAUAAAAGCCCAUGGACACCAUUAGCAUAUGGGCAUCGUCUCCCAGUGGACAGCUCAAGCCCCCAGCAUCUUCUUGACCAUGUAACCCGGCAUGUUGUAGAUGAACAGGCCCAAAAUAGCCACCAGCAGCAGGAGAAACACCAGCUUGAUGACCAGCCAACGGUAUUGGUUACACACCAAGUUCUUCAUCGCUUUGAAAGGGAUCAGGAACCACAGCAGCGCAAUAUCAGGGCGGCUGGAGGAAGGAGGGAAGGGAGCACGCAUUAAAGAAUUGACUGAGAGAAUUCAGCUCCAGCAAGACACAGACUAUCCAUGAUAGACAAUGACAAAAGGAAGGGCCUUUUUGGCUGCACUAUUCAUUACUUUGUAGCAGUGAAUAGUUCAAUUUCAAUGAAUUCCAGGUAUACAUGUCAAUUAAGAUUGGGGAUUGGGACAACUUGCUCAACUUGAAGGGAUUUGGGUUUGCCCCAUAACUUGCGGUUGGGAUUCUAACACCCUUACCACUAGACUACCCGGUUGGUUGAUGGGUGGGCUCACAGAAAAAUAAUUUAAAUUGAAACAUAAAUUUGAACCCGAAACUGCUCCUCCACCGUAUACUGGUCACACGAGGGAGGUGCGUAGUCUGUAGUUUAGCCGUACCGCACAGCUCAUGUGUGUAACUGUUAUUGUUAUAUCAGGGAGACUACCCAAUAGGCUUUGCAUCAUGAUUGGUUUGUAUGCGAGACAUGUUGAAGUCAUUAUGGAUGGUGUAAGAAGAACAGGGAAGCGGUGCAUUUGAGAGUGUACAGGAAAGACUCGGGACACACGGACAUGGGAAGGACGCAAUAAUUGGACACUGAAGGAACUCAAGAGAGCUUUAUUCACAAAUUCCAGGUGUUGUGUAUGUAUAUAUGAAAACCGCACUCCAAUAAUUCAAAAUCAACAUACGUCCAACUCGAAACAGCUAGACCAAGGCAAACAUUCUGUGUUUGUCUAAACAACGCAACACUAAAAACGAGAAAAGAGAGGGCAAACACAAAAUAACUUUACUGACCAGUCUGCAUUUAAUUGAAAGCUUUAAGGUAAACCCUCUACCGACUUGCAACGUGGAAUCGAUUGACGAUCCGAAAAUGUGUAUAGAAAAAUAAGCAAUUCCAGACAAAGCCAUAAGUAUGCACCCGAAACCCUCCAUAAUGCCAAUAUAGAAAACAUUGUUUUCAAUACCCUCCAUAAGGGAUCCUCUUUUGAACAGCAACACAAUUGUUUGAUUUUCACAACAAGGCCAAUGCAAUAUAACUCCCACAGAGGAUUCUUUCCCAGUCCUAUACUACUUAAUUAUUUAUUCAGUUGCUUUAAACAAAAGCAAUUUACAGCGAAUUAAGACGUGUGUCAUUAGGAAGCAAGUAGGAAUUGGACAUCUUUUCAACAAUGCCUUCAGGUCAGACCGUCCCUGCGGACAUCGGAGUUCGACCCAGUACCUCUCGUCUGACCCGGCCUGCUACAAUAUGCUGCACCCUGAUAAAUACAUAAUACACCUAAAAUACAUUCCCUUGAAGAGUAAGAAACUCGAAACCUCUAGCUUUUCCCCAGAUAUGCGAUAGAGGCUAUAUCACAGCUUGACGUGGCUACGCCCCUAGCAUCUUCUUAACCAUGUAGCCGGGCAUGUUGUAGAGGAAGACGCCAAAUAGGGCCAACAGGAGCAGCGCCGUGACGAUCUUGAUGGUCAGCCACCUGUACUGGUUGCACAGCAGGUUUUUAAUGGCUUUGAAGGGGGUGAGGAACCAGAGGAGAGCGAUGUCUGGCCGGCUGGGGGACAAACAAGAUAUCAUCACCGUUACAAAGAGCACACCUCUUUUGCCAACCACAGAACAUUUCCAUGUCUGUCGUGUUGUUGUUUUUUCCUCUCCAUAACUUUGUUCCAUUUGUUUUCUGUCCCUGUAAAUUAUCUAUUUUUUCCUUCAGUUUAUUCCAACAGAUGCCAAGUCAUAAGAUUCAUUAUUUUUUCCAAAUGCUGACAAAAUAUGUUAAUUAAUCACAGAAAAUGGGUUAACGAACAGUUAAAACUUGUUGUGAAGCCAAAAGAAUGCACACCACAGUAUAUCAAGUCAACCGCUUUGGUCAAGGGGCAACAAACUCAUCUAUCAUUGGCUGUUGUGUGUGCCAAAUGUCCAUGGGUCUCCUCUUGGUUGGACCACCUGAGUAGUGGAUCAAGUGGACUCGGAGAUGCCCUUCUGCUUCACCAAACUCCAGGGGAAUCUCCCUGUUAGUUUGGCGGUACUUUAUUUUCUUCUGGUGUUAAUUCCGCCAUUGCGAUGCCCUUCAGUGUUCUUUUUUUCUGCCCUUAUUACCUGGUCAAUGGCAGGAAGUCAGGACCAAAUACAUGCCUGCAGAUCGCUCUCCUUGUGGUCCUGGUUUUGUUUCACCUGUCCACUGGAGAUGCACUUUUCCAA
Messenger RNA from Gadus chalcogrammus (walleye pollock), 4585 nucleotides. It is a transcript of the gene marc1, whose product is annotated as mitochondrial amidoxime reducing component 1. NCBI's taxonomy places the organism in Eukaryota, Metazoa, Chordata, Actinopteri, Gadiformes, Gadidae. The transcript has 7 exons. Gene Ontology annotation, molecular function: molybdenum ion binding; molybdopterin cofactor binding; pyridoxal phosphate binding. Gene Ontology annotation, biological process: nitrate metabolic process. Bases 143 to 1129 code for a protein of 328 amino acids. The record is from RefSeq and is a predicted model, not a curated record. Gene Ontology annotation, cellular component: mitochondrial inner membrane.